UGGGAAGGUAAAAUUGUUUCCGACUCGGUGUACCCCUGAACUUGCGUUCCCAAGCUUUUGCUCCAUUUUUGAAAAAGGGCAAAAAAGUUAUUAAAAAAAAAAACUGUAGCAGUGAUUUUUCGGUUUUUCGCCCUGCCCAAGCCCUCCCAUCUUCUUCUCCAAAUCUCCUUUCUAUAUGCACAUCUCCAUGAAUUCAUGCUUCAAGCUCUUUGCCAACUCGUAGAAAGAAUUUGAAUCAUUCCAAACUGAUAACUCAUAUACAAACGGGCAUAAGGGAUCCCACAAUAUUCUGUUCUCUGAUCAUGGAGUAUCGACGGGAGAAAGGGGAAGCUGGUCUUGCCGUUCUUCUUCUAUAGACAUCAUCACUCAUACGCAUAAGGAGAGAGAGAGAGAGAGAGAGAGGUUUCCAGUUAAUCUUCUUCAAUGGCGGGUUCUUCAAUCAUGGAGUCACUCUUCCAACGGACUCUGGAAGACCUAAUCAAAGGCCUCCGCCUCCAGCUUCUGGGCGAAUCCACCUUCCUCUCCAAAGCCAUGGAAGAGAUCCGUCGCGAGAUCAAAUCCACGGACCCCCACACCAAGGCCGUCGCCCUGCAAAAGCUCACUUAUCUCCACUCCCUCCACGGCUUCGACAUGUCCUGGGCCGCCUUCCACGUCGUCGAGGUCGUCAGCUUCCCCUCCUUCGCCCACAAGAAGAUCGGUUACCUCGCCGCCUCUCUUUCGUUUCACGACGGCACAGAUGUGAUCCUCCUCAUCACGAACCAGCUCCGAAAGGACCUCACCAGCACCAAUCAAUUUGAAGUAAGCCUCGCCCUUGAAUUCUUAUCGAGUGCGUCGAACACUGAUCUUGCCCGCGACUUAACCCAAGAAGUAUUCACAUUGUUGUCGAGUGCUAAAGUUUUCGUUAGGAAGAAAGCAAUUGGUGCGAUGUUGAGGAUUUUUAGUAAAUACCCAGAUGCUGUAAGGGUGUGUUUCAAACGGUUGGUUGAGAAUUUGGAGAGUUCGGAUCCAUCAGCCGUGUCCGCAGCGGUUGGUGUGUUCUGUGAGCUUGCCGCAAAAGACCCCAAUUCAUAUCUUCCUUUGGCACCUGAGUUUUAUAGAGUAUUGGCUGAUUCUAAGAAUAAUUGGGUGUUAAUCAAGGUGAUAAAGAUAUUUGCUAAGUUGGUGCCUUUGGAGCCGAGAUUGGCAAAGAGGGUGGUGGAGCCUAUUUGUGACCACACGAGGAGAACAGGGGCAAAAUCGUUGAUGUUUGAGUGCAUUUGGACUAUUGUGAAUAGCUUGAGCGAGUAUGAAGCUGCAGUGAAACUUUCAGCCCUGAAGAUUCGUGAACUUCUGGUUGAUGAUGAUCCAAAUCUUAAGUAUCUUGGAUUGCAAGCACUCUCAGCUCUUGGGCCGAAGCACUUGUGGGCAGUGUUGGAGAACAAGGAGGUUGUGAUUAAGUAUUUGAGUGAUGCAGAUCCUAAUAUCAAACUUGAAUCCUUGCGUCUAGUAAUGACAAUGGUGUCUGAAAAUAAUGUGGUCGAAAUUUCAAGGGUUUUGGUUAACUAUGCACUCAAAUCAGACCCACAGUUUUGCAAUGAGAUUCUUGGAUCCAUCUUAUCUACUUCUUGUAGAAAUUUUUAUGAGAUAAUAGUAGACUUUGAUUGGUAUGUGUCACUUCUUGGGGAAAUGUCAAGGAUUCCACACUGCCAAAAGGGAGAAGAAAUUGAGAACCAGCUUAUUGAUAUUGGUAUGAGGGUCAAGGAUGUUAGAACAGAGCUUGUUCGUGUUUGCAGAGAUCUGCUGAUUGAUCCUGCAUUACUUAGUAAUCCUUUCUUGCACAGGAUAUUGACUGCUGCUGCUUGGGUGUCAGGGGAGUAUGUGGAGUUAUCAAAAAACCCAUUUGAGCUUGUGGAGGCAUUAUUACAACCACGUACCAGUCUUUUGCCCCCAUUGAUAAGGGCAAUAUAUAUUCAGUCCACAUUUAAAGUAUUAAUCUUUUGCCUGCAUUCUUAUAUCUUGGGAAGGGAAAUCAUUGCUUCUGCAUCCUCACCUUCUGAUAAUUUGGCAUCAGGAGUUUCAGAAGGCUCUGAUUUAAUAUGUGAAGCUCCUGCUGAUAGCAUACAGGAUGGAGGAUUAAGAAAUCAAUCAUUUGAAGAUCUUUCUGUCGAAAGUGCUGUGGAUGUACUUGUUCCUCAUGGCCAGACGAUGAAUUCUUUUUCUCCAAAGAAAGUUUGUUUCUCACAUGAAUCUAUUGUUAACAUGGUGAGUCUUAUUGAAGUGGCAUUGGUCCCACUAUCUGGAACCAAUGAGGUUGAGAUACUGGAGAGGACACGGAAUGUACUAGGUUUGAUUCAGUUGAUAAAGCAAGAGAUACCUUGUUUAAUUCAGACCGAUGGGGACUUUGAAAAGGAGAAACUGAAAGGUUCCAAAAUUAUUAAACUGGCUUAUGAUGCCUUCACCACAGAGCUUGGUCCAGUCCCAUUGAGUGCUCAAGAAAGAGUUCUUAUUCCAGAUGGACUAAUUCUCAAAGAGAACCUCUUUGACUUGGAAGCAAUUUGCGGUGAUGUUCAUUUACCUUCAUCAAGUUCGUUUUCCCUUACAGGUUCUUACUCUGGGGAAAGAAUUGGGACUUUGCCCCUAGAUAUCCAGAGUAAAGAAGAAUCAGAACCAUCAACGGAGUCCACAUCUCUCCUUGCACAGCAUCGUAAGCGGCAUGGGUUAUAUUAUCUUCCUUCAGAGAGAAAUGAAGUUGUAUCCAAUGAUUAUCCACCUAUUAAUGACCCUAAGUUGCACGAAAACCUCAGUGAUGAUGCAGAACAUCUUGUUAAGCUCACAGAGAAUUCACUUUUUCAAAAGAAAAAAUCAAACCAAGCAAAACCUAGGCCUGUGGUGGUAAAAUUGGAUGAGGGAGAUGGAGUAAUUGUCGCAGCCAAGAACCCAGAAUCGAAAGACAAUAUUCUUUCUGGUGCUGUGCGAGAUGUUCUUGUGGGCAAGGAAGCUGUAGGCACUUCAUCAAGAAGUUAUCCCUUGGACCAGUCAUCCAGUACGAGAAGAGGGAAAGGGAAAGUAAACACUGUUGUUCCUCCCGAAUCAAAACAAAAUUUAGGUGAUGCAGAUAAGUUUGGACUUGAAAAUAGAAGUUUAGCAAGAAAGAAACACCAUGUUGUUAAAGAGAGAAGACAUAAAACUGAAAGGAAGAAUGAUGAGGAAGGAGAAGAAAGUGGUCAGAAAGGAAAGCAGAAGAGAAGUCUUACCCGUGGUAGGCGCAAAGCCCAACAAAGAGUGGAUGGCCCUUUGAAUGUGGGUUCAGAAACAAUAGCAAUCCCAGAUUUCCUUCUGUAAAAUCAAGGAUUUGGACUUUUUUAAUUAUUGGUUGCUACAAUGAACUUGGAUGAUGUUACACCCUGCACACAUUUGAAUGCCAAGCUAUGAGCAAAACAUGGUCUCUGAGACUCUACAAAUGAACCAUCACGAGUGAGGAGGCUGAGAACGAUCUUUGCAAUCAGCAAACAUAUUCCAUAUCAAGGCUUUAAUAGUAGACGUGGAAAACCUGGGUUCUGAUGGUAUCAGUUCUAGCCCUUGUUAUGAGCAAAAUGGAGAAGCUGACAAUCUGAAUGGCAUGCAAGCAGGUUAUAUAUAAAAACGCAAGGAAACCAAAAGAUAUGACCUGGUGAGAUAUGUGCAACGAUCAAGUUGAUGUUGAUGAAGAAGGUGAUGAUGACAGUGAUUGGGAGCAUCUGCAAAAGAAUAUGGAGUGAUGAAGUGGUGUUGUGCCAACCGUGCGAUAGUUAACCUUGAUGAUGUUGAGAAUUGUCAUGAUAUGUGGGGAACACACAGAAUCUGGAAUUCUUAAGCACAGAUUUUUCACGUCUCUUUUUUCUCUAGCUGCAAGUCUUGCUCAGUUUGAGACAGAAAUAUUUGGUUGGUGCAAAGGUGGUUACACAUUAUUGCUAUUUUAUAUAGAGAGAUAGAUAGAUAUUUUCUUUCAUUAGCAUCGAUGUGCAAAAGGUCUUGGUAAGAACUAUUCCGCAUGGAGCUCUUCAUUUUCUUCUAGUCAGAUGGCAUUAUAUUGGUUGAUGCUUUUGCAUUUUUUUUCUUCCUAUUUUAGUAGCUAAAAAACUGGUUGGUUCUUUAUUUCACAUUUUAUAUUUGGUUCUACAAAGAGUUUGUCAAGGUAAUUAGUUGUUGCGCCCUUCAACUUGUGCCUUGUUAUUUCUAGUUUGGAUUAUUGCAGUGGAAACGAUGUGUCUCACUAGUAUAAAUAUAUAUAUUUAAUUAUGGUGUCA
This is a messenger RNA of Malania oleifera, 4265 nucleotides long. RefSeq names its product AP-3 complex subunit delta. The coding region runs from base 424 to 3321 and encodes 965 amino acids. Gene Ontology annotation, cellular component: AP-3 adaptor complex; endosome membrane; membrane coat. NCBI's taxonomy places the organism in Eukaryota, Viridiplantae, Streptophyta, Magnoliopsida, Santalales, Ximeniaceae. Gene Ontology annotation, biological process: Golgi to vacuole transport; protein targeting to vacuole. The record is from RefSeq and is a predicted model, not a curated record. The transcript is spliced from 4 exons.